AUGGCCCCAAGGUCAGGAAACAGGGGAAAGGGAAACAAAGCUAAGAAUGAGAAGAAGAAGAAAGAAGAGAAAGUUGUCCCCAAUGUUCUUGACAUAACUGUCAUCACACCUUAUGAAACUCAAGUCAUUCUCAAGGGCAUCUCGACUGACAAGAUACUAGACGUCAGGAGGCUGCUGGCUGCCAAUGUUGAAACAUGUCAUCUUACCAAUUAUUCGUUCUCUCAUGAGGUUAAAGGACAGAAGCUGAAUGACAAGUUGGAGGUUGUCACUCUCAAACCAUGUUUGCUGAAGAUGGUUGAAGAGGAAUACACGGACCAGUCUCAAGUCUUGGCCCACGUGCGGAGGCUGCUCGACAUUGUCGCGUGUACUACACGAUUCGGCAAAAGCAAGGGCGGGAAAACCCCCACGCCACCCGCUGCCGGCUACGGGCAAGAAUCUCGGGCGAAGAAGAAUAAAAGCCAACAUAAUAACGGGCCAUCCAGCCGACCCUCCUCCCCAGCAGAUGGAGAUUCCCGGCUACCGGAUUCGCCGGCGACGGCGGUGGCGGAAGGGUACGAUAUGGUGGCAAUUCACCCGAUUCCGAAGCUCUCCGAUUUCUACGAAUUCUUCAAUUUCUCCCACCUCACUCCUAUUCUAAACCUGAAAAGAUUGGAACGGAAGGAUGGAGAUCUGGGGCGAGAUGGGGACUAUUUUGAAAUGCAGAUAAAAAUAUGUAAUGGGAAGCUAAUGCAAGUUGUUGCUUCAAGAAAAGGGUUCUACACCGUUGGAAAGCAAGUUUUACAAAGUCAUUCCUUAGUGGAUCUUUUGCAGCAGCUCAGUCAAGCCUUUGCCAAUGCAUAUGAUUCAUUAAUGAAAGCCUUUGUGGAGCACAACAAGUUUGGCAAUCUUCCAUAUGGCUUCCGUGCAAACACAUGGCUUGUUCCUCCAUCUGUUGCUGAUCCUGCCAUUCCCUUUGUCCCACUGCCAACUGAGGAUGAAAAUUGGGGUGGCAGCGGUGGGGGUCAGGGAAGAAAUGGGGAGUAUGAUUUGAGACCAUGGGCCACGGAGUUUGCAGUAUUGGCAAACCUUCCUUGUAAAACUGAGGAGGAGAGGGUUGUCCGAGACCGCAAGGCCUUUUUGCUCCACAAUCUUUUUGUUGAGGUUUCAACCUUCAAAGCUGUUUCAGCCAUUGACAAAGUAAUGGAUGCCAUAGUAAAAGGUGAAAUCAAUUAUACUCCAGGUUCCAUUUUGCACGAGGAACGUGUUGGGGACUUGUCUAUUACAGUGAAAAAAGAUACUGCAGAUGCCAGCUCGAAAUUAGAAGUUAAAAAUAUCUCCUCUGGAGCUUCCAACUUAUCAUCAGAGGAAGUAACUCAGAGGAACUUACUUAAAGGACUGACUGCAGAUGAGAGUGUAGUUGUUCAUGAUACGUCGUCAUUAGGAACUGUUGUUGUUAGACAAUGUGGAUAUACUGCAACUAUUAAAGUUACUGGCAACGUCAAAAAGGGAAAGAACUCAAUUCAUGAUAUAGAAAUUGAAGACCAACCAGAAGGAGGGGCCAAUGCCCUUAAUAUAAACAGUUUGAGGGUUUUGCUCCACAAAUCAAUUACAUCAGAACCAUCUGGGGCAGGCCAGUCACCCAACCCUGAUAAUGGCAACUUGGAUCAGUCAAAACUCCUGGUUGAAACAGUUGUUAAAGAUAGUCUAAUUAACUUAGAGAAGGAAGCUGUAUCGCACAGGAGUAUCAGGUGGGAACUUGGCUCUUGCUGGGUGCAGCAUCUACAGAAGCAGGAAACAUCCGCAGAUGAUGGUUCAAAAAAAGAUCAGGAAGGUAACAAGAAUGAACCUGUGGUUAAGGGGCUGGGGAAGCAAUUUAAAAUGUUGAAGAAGCGGGAAAGAAAAUCAGAUAAUUCAAGUACCAUGGAAGAUCAUGAAGAAAACAGUUGCACAGUUAGUGGUUCAAACAUCAAAAGCAGCAUAGCUGAGUCAAGCAGUGAGGAGCUUGAUGAAGGUGCUUCGGAUUUGAGAAAUGUUAUACCUGAAGAAGCUUAUCAACGUCUGAAAGAAAGUGGGACAGGUCUUCAUCUCAAGUCUGUCGAUGAGCUUGUUAAGCUGGCACACAAAUAUUAUGACGAAGUAGCUUUACCCAAGCUGGUUACAGACUUUGCGUCUCUUGAGCUGUCCCCAGUUGAUGGACGCACUCUGACUGACUUCAUGCAUUUAAGGGGGUUGCAAAUGUGUUCUUUGGGUCGGGUGGUUGAACUUGCAGAGAAGCUUCCUCAUAUACAGUCACUUUGCAUUCAUGAGAUGGUUACUCGAGCUUUUAAGCAUGUUCUGAAGGCUGUUAUUGCUUCUGUUGAUGCCGUGUCCAGCUUACCAGGAGCAAUUGCCUCGGCGCUUAAUUUCUUACUUGGCUCAUGGUCCACAGAAGAUGAUAAUCAGAACUCAAGUGAGAAUUAUAAUCUUAACUUGAAAUGGUUGAGGGAAUUUUUGGCACGAAGGUUUGGUUGGAGGCUGAAAGAUGAACUUCUGAAAUUAAGGAAGUUGACAAUUCUUCGUGGACUUUGCCAUAAGGUUGGUUUGGAGUUGGUUCCAAGAGACUUUGACAUGGGAAGUCCACAUCCAUUCAGACCAUCUGAUAUCAUCAGCCUGGUGCCUGUGUGCAAACAUGUUGGGUGCUCUUCUGCUGAUGGAAGGAAUUUGCUGGAGUCUUCUAAGAUUGCCCUUGAUAAAGGAAAGCUUGAAGAUGCUGUUAACUAUGGGACAAAAGCUCUAGCAAAGAUGAUAGCUGUAUGUGGUCCUUAUCAUAGAACUACGGCAAGUGCGUAUAGUCUUCUUGCUGUUGUUCUUUACCACACCGGUGACUUCAAUCAGGCAACUAUUUAUCAGCAGAAGGCCUUGGAUAUCAAUGAAAGGGAGCUUGGGCUUGACCAUCCAGAUACAAUGAAAAGUUAUGGCGAUCUUUCAGUAUUCUACUACCGCCUUCAGCACAUUGAGCUGGCCCUGAAAUACGUCAACCGUGCUCUAUUUCUUCUUCAUUUUACCUGUGGACUGUCUCAUCCAAAUACAGCUGCCACUUAUAUCAAUGUGGCCAUGAUGGAAGAGGGCAUGGGCAAUGUUCAUGUUGCUCUCAGAUAUCUGCAUGAAGCCCUUAAAUGUAACAAAAGAUUGUUGGGAGCAGAUCACAUACAGACUGCUGCAAGCUAUCACGCUAUAGCAAUAGCUCUUUCAUUGAUGGAAGCAUAUUCACUUAGUGUGCAACAUGAGCAAACUACUCUACAGAUUCUUCAAGCUAAACUAGGACUGGAGGAUCUCCGAACUCAGGAUGCUGCUGCAUGGCUUGAAUAUUUUGAAUCAAAAGCACUAGAGCAGCAAGAAGCAGCAAGGAAUGGGACCCCAAAACCUGAUGCAUCUAUUGCUAGCAAAGGCCACCUGAGUGUAUCGGAUCUCCUUGAUUACAUAAGUCCUGAUCAAGAUUCGAGAACCAUGGAUGCACAGAGAAAAAGACGUGCUAAGGUGUUGCCCGUCAGUGAUAAGCUUCAGCAAGGACAAAAUGAUGAUAGAAGAAGUGAUGAAUCCUCAACAGGUGAUGACACAGAUACCAGUCCAGUGGCAGCUGAAACCAAAAAAGUGGAAACUAAGGAAGACACAGUUCCCAUCCUGGAACCUAAUGUCACUGAUAGGCGUGCCAGCAAUCCUCCAAUUUCUGAAGAGAUUGUCCAGGAGAUUAGCUCAGAUGAAGGCUGGCAAGAAGCUAACUCAAGAGGACGGUCGGGAAAUGGUGCUAGCAAGAAGUUGAACCGCAGAAAGCCAAAUCUUUCCAAGUUAAAAAUUAAUUCUGAUUGGCAGAAUGCUGCUGAUAGCAACCACCGCAGGGAAGCUAUUGUACAGGGACGUAAGGCAGCAGUGUCUAAAGCUGCAUCAUCUGACUAUUCUAUGCAGAAGCAACCAAAGACUGUUAGCCCAAGUACGGCUGAAGAUUCUAAACCACUCGCCAAGCCUACGGCUCUGAGAAUCUCUCCAACAUCAGUUUCUAAAGUUUCCCCAAAUCCUAGUAUGACGCCCACAGCUACCAAGUCAUUGUCAUAUAAAGAUGUAGCCCUGGCCUCACCAGGUACAGUUCUAAAGCCUUUACUGGAGAAAGUUGAAGAAUUACACGAGGCCAAAACUGAUUUCCCCAUCUCCAAUAGUCAACCUGAGAUAUUAGAGAAUGGGACAGAAAGCACGACCGUGGAUGAUGUGGCACCAAGUCAAGAGGAGACAGGAUCACAUGAUGAAGGCGAAACAAGUGAAAAUGUUGGAAAGGAAGAGAACUCAUCUCCAGAGACCGAGGACGAUUCUAGUCAAAAUGAGCUAGAGAAACAAGCCGAUACAAAUGGGAGCAAACUUUCUGCUGCAGCUCCUCCAUUCAAUCCAGGUUGCUAUCCUUUCGUCCAUCCACUAAGCUCCCCAACUGCUCCCACCAGUGUCUACGACGUAGUAGCUAGCCAGGGUAUGCUCACUGAACCUGUGGCUUUCCCUUCGAUUGCUGCUCGAGUACCCUGUGGGCCUAGAUCCCCUAUGUACUACAGAACAAGCCAUUCUUUCCGGAUGAAACAUGGGAUCAUGAAUUACCAAAUCCCUGCUGCGGAAAGAAAUGCCACAAAAACUAUGAAUCCUCAUGCACCUGAAUUUGUUCCGCGAAGAGCUUGGGUCCAGGUUGCACCAACUGAAAGCUCAACAACAGAUGCCUCUGAUCCAUCUGCAGUAUCCAGUGCCUCAGAACCUGAAGUUUCUGCAGAGGAAAGUCUUGAUAAGAAAAACAAUGUCGUGGCUAAAGAAGGAUCGAAGAAAACUUCUUCAGAAGCUGAGAAAGCUGAGCUGGCGAGGCAAAUUUUGCUUAGCUUCAUUGUCAAGUCAGUUCAGCAUUCUUCCGACUCACAAAGUGAGCCCUCAGCCAGCGAGAAGAAGCGCGAGUUCUCUGGAAGUUCUGCAGAAGCAAUCGCAAACGACAGUGCGAUCAUAAAAAUCCUGUACGGAAACGAGGGAAAGAAAGAGGUGGUUUCCAAAGGGCAGAACAACGAAACACAAAACAGGGCGGACUCGAACAAGAAUAAACACGGGGAUGGCGAAGGUUUUGUGGUGGUUACAAAGCGGAGAAGAAACAGACAGCAUUUCACCAAUGGGGUGAAUGGCUUGUACAAUACACAAUCUAUCUGUGCUUCAGUUCGUUGA
This is a messenger RNA of Oldenlandia corymbosa var. corymbosa, 5193 nucleotides long. NCBI's taxonomy places the organism in Eukaryota, Viridiplantae, Streptophyta, Magnoliopsida, Gentianales, Rubiaceae. The record is from the annotation of a GenBank genome assembly.